UACUCCCGCGUCCUCCGCAUCUCCUUCCUUCUCUUUCUCACCUCCAACUGCUUCUGCUUGAUCCCAACAACAAAGACUGAUAACGAGAUCACCGGCACUCCGGCAGGGUUGCGUCCACGAGUCCUUGGUGCCCCGGCCGACUCCCUCCUGAUCUUGGCCUGAUUUUGCAGAAUAGCUAACGAGGUACUACAGUUUUAUGGGCACUCCAUCUCCAUCCAUCCAGCUGCUUUACGAUACGACCCUAGCUAGAUCAACAACAAGAAGAGAUCAAAACGAACUCCCCUACACCACAUCCCAACCACCGCCCAUCGCUACCAGGAAAGGAGACGCACAAGGCAGAACGGACAAAAAUAAAUAUAAGCGAGACAGAUUUUCUUGUUGUUAAUUAUUAAUGGCGAGAUAUACUGAGCACUACUCCUAUACUACGUUUGCACUGCGUUAAUGGUCUGAUCAUGCCCUCAUAUUCUUUCGCUCCGUGCAGCGCCGCCGCCGGCCGGCUUCUUCCGCUGGUAGAUACGUUCGCUCUGGCCUUCUCCCCGGCGGUGCCGCGCGGCGCAUCAGCCAACGUGCCGGCGCCGGAGGAGGAUGCUGGCGCUGUUGGCGUUUCCGCUUUUCUCCUUUGGACGGGCUCCCCGAUAGACAAGGGCUAAAGCAACUGAAACGCCUGGCUGGCUCCAUCUCCUGCGUACCUAUCUCUUGCACAGAUUCUCCAGAACAAGUUGUUUGAAGUGUCUCGAAGAAUCGCGAUCGCGGUGUGAGUUUCCCAGAAUGGCCAAGAUCAGUUGCUUCUGUGUUCUGCUCGGUGGCAGCAGGAAGAAAUCAAAGGACAUGCAGAAGGUUUCUUGGGCUAAUGGAAACGACUGCCCGAAGGUGAAACCGGUGGAGUCCAUGGAGGGGACGGACGCUGCUUACACCGGCACCAAAGCCACUGGCAAUGCUACGGCACGCGACACAAAGCCGGUUAUCGCCGAGACACGCGCCGAGUCGGCAUGUCAAGGCCAUGCCGGGAACGGUGAAAAGGCCUCGACAGAGAGUAACGUCGUGGACAUCAUCGUCAGCGGCCCAGGCUCGCCCGGUGACAACAGCAGUGACGGCGCCGACAAGGAUGCCUCACCGGACACGGGCAAGUUCCCGACGGUCACUCCAUCGAGGCUGGAACGCUCGUGCUCCAACAUCGAGACGGCGAGGCCCGGCUGGAGGAAAUCGUCCGGGCACGACAUGGCGCUGCUGGCCAAGUCACGCUCCCACGACGACCUCAUGUCGUCGGCCUUGGCGCCGCCGGCCCGUAGCCAUAGCAUCACCACCAGCCCCAACGGCGCGCCGGACGCCAGCCCGACGACGUCCACGUGGAGCGCCGACCGCGUGAUGCUGAGGCGGAGGUCGUCGAGCCAGGUGCUGCCGUCCCGGAGCCGGAAGCUCUGGUGGAGGCUCUUCCUCUGGAGCCACCGGAACCUGCACCGACCCCAAGGCGGCGGCGGCGCGGCCACGUCAGCGUCGCCACGUGCGCGCGCGGACGAGGUCGACGUGUCACGUUCGCGCCAGCGCGACGGGUACACGUCGGACACGCUGGACGCCGCCAAGAAGAAGGACAAGGAGAUCGUCGCCGCCGUGGAAGAAGAAGAAGCAGAAGAAGAAGUACGGGUUAUCCCGAGCCAGUGGGUCGCCUUCUCGGCGGAGGCGUCGACGCCGCUCGAUCGGGUCAGCGCCUGGGUGAGCGCCCUCGCGGACCGCUCGUUCGACAUCGAAGAGGAUCAUGAGAUCAUCAGUGAGAUCGGUGAGUCGUCGGCGUCCGGGGCCAAGGCCGGCAACGCGCAAGCGCAUGCUCAGGCACGGCGGCGAGCUGCGGUGGACGAGGCCGUCCAGGCGAGCAGCAUCGUGCAGACGCUUAAUGGAUUCUCGUCCGUGGCGCACAUUUCUGGCAUGGGGCUCAAGGUCGUCCCCAUGAUCUCCGCCUUCUCGAGCCUCCGGGCCGUGAAUCUGUCCGGCAACUUCAUCGCUCACAUCGCCCCGGGGUCGUUGCCCAAGGGGCUGCACUCGCUGGAUCUGUCGAGGAACAGCAUCUCGACCACGGACGGCCUGCGGGAACUGACGAGGCUGCGCGUGCUCAGUCUCAGCUACAACCGGAUCUCGCGCAUCGGCCAUGGACUGUCGAACUGCACGGCGAUCAGGGAGCUCUACCUGGCCGGGAACAAGAUCAGCGACGUGGAGGGGCUCCACCGCCUGCUGAAGCUGGCCGUGCUGGACCUGAGCUUCAACAAGAUCACCACGGCCAAGGGCCUGGGCCAGCUCGUGGCCAACUACAACUCCCUCAGGGCUCUCAACCUCCUCGGCAACCCGGUGCAGACCAACGUCGGCGACGAAACGCUCCGAAAGGCGGUAUCAGGCCUGCUACCGCGGCUGGAGUAUCUCAACAAGCAGGCCGUGAAGCCGCAGCGCGCGCGGGAGGCGGCCAAGGACAGCGUCGCCAAGGCGGCACUCGGGAACACCGGGUGGAGCUCCCGUAGGCGGGUGUCACGGCGGCUGAGCCAUAGCCCCGGCUCAUCGUCGGCGAAGAACCGGGACAGGGAAGGGAGCAGCAGGAGCAGGUCCAAGAACAGGCCUCAGAGCUUGAGCCUCACGAGGAGGUGAGAAAUUAAAUCAGGCAGGAAGUUAACCGUGCCAUACGUACGGGAACACCGGAGGGCGUUGAGAUUGCAGGAAAACGCACUGCAGCGUUUUCAGAUCGGUGAUGCGCAUCCUCCGUGGUUAUUCGCUUUGUGAUGAGCUUGGAAAAUAAGUGUGUUUCAAGCAUUUCCUGAUUGUUUUUGUACCCGAAAUUAUUCGGGAAAGAAGAGAGGUAUGCAAUCCUAGUUAGGAUGCUUGCAUUCGGGAUCUAAAUGUGUAUGUUGACCGAUCGAUGAAGCAAUUUGAUUCAGGGGACAAGAAUUAAAAACAAGGUUUUUACUUGUUUGAAGUCCCGUCCAUACAUAAGGAUCUGGGUAAAUGUACACAUAUUCACCUAUAACCAGAUGUACCUACCUGGUGGCUAA
This is a messenger RNA of Brachypodium distachyon (stiff brome), 3029 nucleotides long. RefSeq lists its product as uncharacterized. The transcript has 5 exons. Gene Ontology annotation, cellular component: cytoplasm. The record is from RefSeq and is a predicted model, not a curated record. The coding region runs from base 769 to 2628 and encodes 619 amino acids. Lineage: Eukaryota; Viridiplantae; Streptophyta; Magnoliopsida; Poales; Poaceae. Gene Ontology annotation, molecular function: protein kinase binding.